CCUCUGGAGAGGCGAACUCAACGAGGUCGAGCUCCAGAUGCUGGAGUACAGCGAGUCACUGGGGCUCGUUCCGUACGCGGGGACGCCGUCGAAAUGUCUGAGUGAAGAGGACGCGCGGGCGGUGCUCGACGGAAGCCCCAGCCCGACUCCGGACCCAGAUUCGUGGCGGCUGACCACGACGGCAUGGUGCUCGUGCAAGAGGUGCGGCAUCAUGCCGACGCCUAAAGAGUGCAUCUGCUGCAGGGAGUGUCCCCCCGCGGUCGCGACUCGCCCGGGAGGGUGCAUCACGGAGCACAACAACUUCGCACCGAUCUGCCUCCAGCCCGGCGUGCUCGAAGUCGCGUUCUGGGCUCUGCAGGAGGCAGGUCGUCACCCGGCGCCGCGAGAACAGAAGCUUCGUUUUGCGGCCUAUCACCAAUUCGUGCGGUGGAUGUGGCGGAGGCUGGGACGUCGCAAUCGACGUGUUCUACCGGCCUGCGUGGUCAAGAGGAUCCACGAUGAAUUCCCUUCGGAAACGUAUACGGGGUUUCAUGAUGUAGAAUAA
Messenger RNA from Ixodes scapularis (black-legged tick), 544 nucleotides. RefSeq lists its product as uncharacterized. The coding region runs from base 38 to 544 and encodes 168 amino acids. The record is from RefSeq and is a predicted model, not a curated record. NCBI's taxonomy places the organism in Eukaryota, Metazoa, Arthropoda, Arachnida, Ixodida, Ixodidae. The transcript has 3 exons.